Solea senegalensis (Senegalese sole) is the source of this 1948-nucleotide messenger RNA. It is a transcript of the gene sesn1, whose product is annotated as sestrin 1. Gene Ontology annotation, molecular function: oxidoreductase activity, acting on peroxide as acceptor; L-leucine binding. Gene Ontology annotation, cellular component: nucleus. Gene Ontology annotation, biological process: cellular response to L-leucine; regulation of response to reactive oxygen species; positive regulation of macroautophagy. The transcript is spliced from 10 exons. The coding region runs from base 119 to 1762 and encodes 547 amino acids. NCBI's taxonomy places the organism in Eukaryota, Metazoa, Chordata, Actinopteri, Pleuronectiformes, Soleidae. The record is from RefSeq and is a predicted model, not a curated record.
CUGUCGGAGCUCGUUCUAGUGCUGCUGUAGCGAGACGUCCCGCAACAGAAAACCUGCACCAAAGAAUGUGGAUAAACCUGUUAUAAGACAACACAAACACUCGUCCCAACGUCAGAAGAUGGAAGUGCAGGAUCAAGAGUCUUUGGGCAGAUGGGAUGGACUGGGGAGUCGGGAUGCCAGCUCCAGAACUGAAGCCAUGGAGAACAUCUGCCAGGAGGUUCUGAGGAAAGCGGAGGCUAUUGGGCCCAUACCAACGUCGCCCCCCUCGUCCCUGGCCUCAGGCAGCCCACCUAACAGUGACCUCAACGACAUCCUUGCUCAUCUGCUCAUGCUUUCCAGACGUUGUCCCUUUGAAGACGUCAAGAAGAGCUGCAUUCGGCUUCUACAGACUGUCCAGGACUUGGGAGUAAGGAUCCCAAGACCCUUAGGUAACGGACCAAGCAGAUUUAUCCCAGAAAAAGAGAUUCUUCAAGUCAGUAAAGUGGACACCAGGACACAGUCAAUAUUUGAGGAUGCAUUUGCAGCCCUCGGUCGCCUGGACAACAUUUCUCUGGUCAUGGGCUUCCACCCACAGUACCUGGAGAGUUUCCUCCGGACACAGCACUACCUGCUGCAGAUGGACGGACCCUUACCUUUGCACUACCGACACUACAUCGGCAUCAUGGCGGCAGCUAGACACCAGUGCUCCUAUUUGGUCAACCUGCACGUGAACGACUUCCUCCAGGUGGGUGGAGAUCUGAAGUGGCUGAACGGCCUGGAUGAAGCACCGCAGAAGCUCCAGCAGCUCGGAGAGCUCAAUAAAAUCCUGGCCCACCGACCCUGGCUUCUCACUAAGGAACACAUCGAGCGGUUUCUGAAGGCAGAGGAGCACAGCUGGUCCCUCGCAGAGCUGAUCCACGCAGUGGUCCUCCUCACACACUACCACUCCCUUGCUUCGUUCACAUUCGGCUGCGGCAUCAUGCCUGAGAUCCACUGCGACGGCGGACACACCUUCAGACCCCCCUCCCUUAGCCAGUACUGUGUGUGUGAUAUUGCUAACGGCAACAGUCACGCCACUCACCAUGACAAUCUGUUUGGUAACCAGGAGGUGAAUGGUGAGGUGGAGGUGCUGAUGGAGCGCAUGAAGCAGCUGCAGGAGUGCCGUGAUGACGAGGAGGCCAGCCAGGAGGAGAUGGCGACUCGUUUUGAACGUGAGAAGACGGAGAGCAUGCUGGUGGUCACUGCAGAGGAGGAGGAGUGCGUCCCCUCGAGAGACAUCUCCCGGCACUUUGAGGACCCCAGCUACGGCUACAAGGACUUCUCCAGGAGGGGGGAGCAUGUGCCCACGUUCAGAGUGCAGGAUUACAGCUGGGAGGAUCAUGGCUUCUCUUUGGUCAACCGACUGUAUCCUGAUGUCGGUCAGAUGCUGGACGAGAAGUUCCAGAUGGCCUACAACCUGACCUACAACACCAUGGCAACACACAAGGAUGUGGAUACGAGUAUGCUGCGUCGAGCCAUCUGGAACUACAUUCACUGCAUGUUUGGCAUCAGGUAUGACGACUAUGAUUAUGGAGAGAUAAACCAGCUCUUGGAUCGCAGCUUUAAGAUCUACAUCAAGACCAUGGUGUGUAGUCCUGAGAAGACCACCAAACGAAUGUAUGAGAGUUUUUGGAGGCAGUUCCAGCACUCUGAGAAGGUCCACGUUAAUCUGCUUCUUAUGGAAGCGCGAAUGCAAGCUGAACUUCUAUACGCUCUGAGAGCGAUCACCCGCUACAUGACAUGAAGUGCUUUCAACGUUUUUAUUGUUGUCUUUUUACUGUCGUCGUCGCUGUCGCUCAUUGGGACACAUCAUGAAAGUUAAAAAGAGAGCAGGGUUUUUUUUGAAAAACACAAAACAAAAAAAACAGAAUACUGUCCUGAGUUGUCACAGUGCUUGUUGGGUGGAUGUUGAGAAGAGGAUCAGAACAAA